This is a messenger RNA of Telopea speciosissima, 847 nucleotides long. RefSeq lists its product as uncharacterized. The record is from RefSeq and is a predicted model, not a curated record. The transcript has 3 exons. Gene Ontology annotation, molecular function: RNA nuclease activity. Gene Ontology annotation, biological process: regulation of gene expression. Gene Ontology annotation, cellular component: peroxisome. Lineage: Eukaryota; Viridiplantae; Streptophyta; Magnoliopsida; Proteales; Proteaceae. Bases 11 to 847 code for a protein of 278 amino acids.
UGGAACGACGAUGGUGGUCGGAGGAGUAGCAGAGGAGCAGUAUGGAAAGGCGAAAACGUCGGUUUGGUGGGACAUAGAGAAUUGCGCGGUUCCGAAAUACUGCGACCCAAAUGCGAUCGCACAGAAAAUAAACUCUGCAUUGAUCGACAUGAACUACUCCGGUCCCGUCACCAUCUCAGCUUACGGCGAUACUCAUGGUAUCCCUGUCAACGUCCAACAUGCUCUCUCCAGCACCGGAAUCGCUCUCAAUCACGUCCCCGCCGGUGUUAAAGAUGCUAGUGACAAGAAGAUUCUUGUGGAUAUGCUGUUUUGGGCAGUGGAUAAUCCUACUCCAGCAAAUUUUCUGCUGAUUUCCGGUGAUCGUGACUUCUCCAAUGCACUCCAUCAGUUGCGUAUGAGGAGAUAUAAUAUUCUUCUUGCAAAACCACCAAAUGCAUCUGCCCCGCUUGCUGCUGCAGCAAAACAUGUCUGGCAUUGGACAAGUCUGGCUGGAGGGCCUCAGCUUUCAAAUGGUGAAUCAUUGGAGCAUGCUAGCAGUAAUGGUUUAACCAACUCUGAGAAUUUGCGAAGACCAACAGCUAACCCUGGAUGUAUAAACCACUCUGUUGAUCCUAUUUCUGAAAGCUCAACAUCUGGAAGUAAAAAAUUCUUCACCGCUACAAGGAUUGGUGAUAAUAAACAUAAAGGGUUACAUAUUCGGAAGAUACAAAUUCGCAAAAAUCAAAGACAACCCAACAUAUCAAGAACUUCAAGUGUGUCGGAUGGGCUUCCACAGGGUCAAACCAGCGGUAGCCACCAAAGCUGCCGCCCAGCAGCCGCUGCAGUCACUCAACAACAGCAGUCGUAG